Pygocentrus nattereri (red-bellied piranha) is the source of this 2960-nucleotide messenger RNA. It is a transcript of the gene syt11a, whose product is annotated as synaptotagmin XIa. Lineage: Eukaryota; Metazoa; Chordata; Actinopteri; Characiformes; Serrasalmidae. Gene Ontology annotation, cellular component: synapse; membrane; axon. The transcript has 4 exons. Bases 183 to 1529 code for a protein of 448 amino acids. Gene Ontology annotation, molecular function: clathrin binding; calcium ion binding; phosphatidylserine binding. The record is from RefSeq and is a predicted model, not a curated record. Gene Ontology annotation, biological process: regulation of calcium ion-dependent exocytosis; regulation of dopamine secretion; calcium-ion regulated exocytosis.
GAGAAGGAGGAGGAGGCGCGUCUGCGAGGCUGAGCUGAACGCACUGAGACCAGAGAAACAUGAGGGCGUCAUUUAUGGGGAUCAAAUAGAAAUCUGUACAUUUCAUUUUGUAUUUUUUCGUUUUUUUUUUUAAUUUGUUUAUUUUGCUUUUCUGAGCGCGACCCGUUGACCGGACUCUCAACAUGGCUGAGAUGACCAGUCUGAGACCCAGCUACGAGGUGUCCCCGGUCUUGGCGGGAUUCCUUGGCGCGGGCGUCUUGGUCAUCACGGUUACGGUGGCCAUUUUCCUGUGGACGUGCUGUCAACGCCACUAUCGCCGAAUGUCCGGCUCAUUCAAGCUGACCAGCGGUCCUUACGACCCACCCGUGGACCCGCCCUACAAGUUCAUCCACAUGCUGAAGGGCAUCAGCAUCUACCCGGAGACGCUCAGCAACAGCAAGAAGAUAAUAAAGGCAGGCCGGUGGCGCUCGGGUCUGGGGCCGUUGUCACGGCAACGGGGUCAAGGUGGGACUCUGCUGGUGGACGCUGACCCGGAAUGCGCAGCGCAGCUGCAGAUGAACCACCUGGUGCCCCCCGGUGGUCCUCCGCGCCUGGAGAGGGCGCUGCCCAUCCGAGCUGAUUACUGCUGUUUAGAGAGUAGCUCGGCCAGCAGCAGCAGCGACUCAGCCAGCAAAACCCCCACGCCGUUCAGCCUCAGUUCACCUUCUCUGGGCAGCCUCAGCCUCGCCAUCGAUUAUAACUUCCCCAAGAAGGCCCUCGUGGUCACCAUCUUGGGCGCCCAAGGCCUACCAGCCAUAGACGAGCAAACAGGAAGCUCUGAGCCCUAUGUGAAGAUGACCAUCCUGCCGGAGAAGAAACACAGAGUCAAGACCCGAGUGAUGAGGAAGACUCUGGAGCCGGCUUUUGAUGAGACCUUCACCUUCUACGGCGUCUCCUACAGCUCUCUGGCUGAGCUGACGCUCCACUUCCUGGUGCUGAGCUUCGACCGGUUUGCACGAGACGAUGUGAUCGGCGAGGCAGUCGUGCCGUUGGCAGGAGUGGACCCCAGCACAGGAAAGGUGCACAUCACUCAGAACAUCACCAAGAGGAACAUACAGUGUGGUAGCCGUGGGGAGUUGUUGGUGUCUCUGUCCUAUCAGCCUGCCACUCACAGACUGAACGUCGUGGUGCUCAAAGCCAAACACCUGCCCACUAUGGACAUCACCAGCCUGCCGGGCAACCCGUACGUGAAGGUGAACGUGUUUUACGGCCGAAGGCGCAUCGCUAAGAAGAAGACUCACGUGAAGAAGUGCACUCUGAACCCCGUCUUCAACGAGUCCUUCAUCUACGACGUCCCCGCAGAGCUCAUGCCUGACAUCUCCAUAGAGUUCCUGCUCAUCGACUUCGACCGCACCACCAAGAACGAGGUGGUGGGCCGGCUGUUCCUGGGCGGCCAGAGCCCCACCCCGUCGGGCGUCACACACUGGAGGGAAGUGUGCGAUAACCCACGGCGGCAGAUCGCCAAGUGGCACAACCUGGCAGAGUACUAACAGAGAACACCAUCGCUUUCCUCCUUCUUUCGACCUGCUAGAGCAGAGGACCUCAACUCUGGUCCUGAGUAUCUGCACAUUUUAAUGUUUUUCCCACUCUAACAGACCUGAUCUGACUCAUGAGAGGCCUGUUAAAGGGAUAGUUUGGCCAAAAGUCAAUCUAGUCCAUCAGCCAAGACAUUUUUGGUGUCUGAAGGUUGCUUCUAUAUUUUUGCUCUGGAGUUACAAGGCUAAUGUAGCCAGCAAGUCGUGGAAGCUCAUACGCCGCCAACCAGCAUUCAAACAAAACUCACAUUCUGUGGGCUAAAUAAAUCUAUGAAACACACGAGCAAAUUUCCAGCACUUUCUAUUGGCCAAAGUUACAAUAUAAAUAACAGUUUACUCUUUAAUGAGAAUUUAAAAUGCAGUUUGUUUUUAAAGCUACACCAUGUCAGUUUUGGGGGGUUUGGAGACCUCUCUGGUAGAAAUGUGUAACUACACGCAAUGUGUGGUUUGUGCUUUGGAUUCCCUGAGCAAAUUAGAUUAUUGUGAGUGCAUUGAAAGACCAUUCAAAGAGAACCACUCUGUCAACAUUUGGCGAAGAACGUAUCUCAGAUUUUCAAAUUUAGCUUGUUUGUUUCUUCCAACUCCAAUGCUACUUCUUUACAUUUUAACAACAGAAAAAGUUUUGACACGACUGAAAUAAAGUGCCGCAUUAAGUGCUACAUUAGCCUCAGGGCUCCAGUGUUUAGCAAAACUAAAGCCAAACGUCAUGUCUUUGCUGUUUUGCUGCAUUUAGUAUAACUAGCAAAGCUGUGUAUGUUCGUUUUUUUGGCCAAACUAUGGUUUUAAUGAGCUGACCAGUUGGAGCAGGUAGGAAAAACACAAAAAUAUGUAGGACAGUGGUGCUCCAGAGAUAAAAACCCAGAUUACAAACCCCCCUCGUCGCCUCCUAGCCCGACGUCAGCAGGUGUGUACAUAUACUUACACAGGACCAUCUGCACUCAGUCAACGGCUGCUAUGGAGCGGCCAAUCAGAAAAGGACUUCGGUGAAUCGCUUGCAGAAAAAGAAAACACUGAUCGCAAAAUAUUUAUGUGAGUAAAUCAUAUCCGUAAGAGACUGUGUGCGGUUCUGGUUCUAACCAAUUACUAAGAAGAGGGAGCUGACGUUAUGUAAAGAAGCUGCGCCUAUACUGACUCAGAGUUCUUACCAGCCUGAAAUAAGGUGAACUUACAUCAUUCAUAUGUGUACAAAUUUCCACAUGGAUAUGACAUAAUCCUUCAAACGUAUGGAAUCACUCGGCAUAUUAAUAGCUGUUGUUCAGUAACAUCGUCUACACUGCAAAAACACGGACGGAUGCUUUAUUCCCAGUUAAAAGUGGGAACAAAAGGAAUUUACGACAUGGUAAAAAAAAAAAAGCAGAUGGUUUCACAUAAUGAACAUUAUAAGAA